Messenger RNA from Sus scrofa (pig), 6791 nucleotides. The record is from RefSeq and is a predicted model, not a curated record. NCBI's taxonomy places the organism in Eukaryota, Metazoa, Chordata, Mammalia, Artiodactyla, Suidae.
CACGGGGCAGUCUGGGGGCCGUCUGUCCGUCGGUCAGUCCCUCAGGGGGGCGCCCGCCCCCUCCCCUCUGGGCAGCCCCUCAGCGCAGCGCGCGCCCGCACCCCGCCCGGUGCCCUCACCGGCCCGGACAGUCCUCCUGAGUGGAGCGCCCAUUUCCUCCCCGCCCCUCCCCGCCCCCUGUCUCCCCGGACGGGCCAGCGCGAGUGGGAAAUGAAUCAGCAGGACGCGCCCCGCCGCGGGGUCGGCGGGGUGGGUGUCGGGUGCUCCCGGUCCCCUCCAUUCCUCCCCCUCCUCCCCCGGAGCACGUCCUGGAGCCCUGCUCGCCUGUUUUGGGGGGUGAAUGUGGACAAAGGCACCGGCGGACGGCCGGGCUCCGGCGGAGGGUGUGUGUGGCGGGGCCGUGCGGGGCGGGGGAGGGGGCGCGGGCCGCACAGACAAUGCCGGCCGGUGCCGAGCGGGCGGCCGGGCCGAGCUCUAUGCUCUCUCUCCUCUCUUUCCUUGUCUGUGGCUCGCUGAGCGUCUUUCUUUCUCCUCUCCCCCUCCCUCCCCGCCCCCUCGAUUUGAGGGGAGGAAAAUACAUUUUAAUGCCACUCGGCGGCCGCUCCUCUCAGGGCUUCGACGGGCUGGCGGCCGUGGCGCUCCAGGGGUCGCUGCGGCGUCUGGGCUGGCCCGGACGAGCUCCGCCGGUCGCCCCGGGAUUUAAAUGUCCUUCGCUCCGCGCCUUGCCCUGUGGGAGCUGCGCGGGCGGCGGGCUGGACGCCUCUCCUGAGGGAUCUCUCCCGCCGAAGACGCCCCCCGAAUUAAAGGGCGCGAGCCGGGCCGGGAGCGGCUGGCUCUUCCCCUUUCCGAGGCAUGCCCGGGUUUCCUCCCGCCAGAGUUCUCUUUGCGCGAGGGGCCGGGGGUCGCGCUCCGUGCGAGCCGCGGGGAGCAGUGACGGCCCGGGGCUCGCGGCCGGCGGCUGCAGGAGCGCGAGGCGGAGGGGCUCCGAGGCUGCUCCCGCGUCCCGCCCGGAGCGACCGCCUGGCAGCCGGGCACGACCUCGCACUUUGUUCUCAUUUUCAGGUUUAUUUGUGUUCCUUUCAGUUUUCUGUCACCUCCGAAAAGGGGAAACCAAACAAAAGAGUCUCUAUUUCUUUUCAGGGCUUGUAAAGUAGAAGAUAUUUGACAAAGGCGAGAGAAGGACUUGUGAUUUAAAGCUGCACAGCCCUCCUUUCUCUGACAGACCAUGAGAGUUUUCUCAAAUACCGAGUUUUAAGAGCUUUCUCUGUUCUCCCCCCUCCCCCCACCUUCCAGUGUGUUUUUCUGGUCAAUUUUUUUUUUUUUUUAAAGCUAUAGUCAUGGGUGUUUGAGCUGGACUGAAAAGAACAAUGCUGUAGUGAAGCUCCCCUUUCCCCAUAUUUUUGUUCUAAUUGCAAGCAGUGUAUUUUCUACUCCCUCUCAUAUUGCUGUCUAUUUAGAUUGUGGUGGUGAACAUUUUUCCUAAUGAAUGGGGCGAGAUUUGCAAGCGUCACUGUCUCUGAUUUUUAAUUUAAUCUUCUUUCCUUAGUCAGUUCCUUUUAUCUUUCUUUUUGGGAGUCGGGUGGGGGUCUGGGUAGGGGCCCCAAGAGAGAAUUAAGAUUUGUUUUAAUCCUGUCUGGUUAAUUUGAAUUCUAAUGCAAUCUGCAAAUGUGAUUUUCUGCAUGGUCAUUUAUUUCUAAGGCAGCCCCCAGUGUUGCCUUUUCUAGGUGAGAUACCCUUUCCUAAAUCUAGAGGAGGAUUUAACUUCUGAGGUUAUCCAUCCAUCCAUUUUUUAAAAAAAUCUAAUUAACAUUCUUUCAUGUUACACAGCGCAUCACCGCCCCCCCCCCUUUCGUUUUCUGCCUGGUUGAAAUGGAUUGAAACACAUCCAUAGUUUCUCAGUAUAACAAACUAGAGUUUGUGAGUUUUUAUGGCUUGGCUGGCAGUGUUGAGUUUUUUUUUUUUUUUUUCUCCCUCCCUCUCUGUGCUUGACUCUGCUUGCAAGCAAUGAGGAAUGACAGAAGAGCACAUAGGGAGGGUUUCUUGGCUGAUUGCAUUUAAGCCAGGAAUUCACUGUGAAAAUAAAGCCAAGGGACGAUAAAUAAAAGAUGCAAUCUUCUCUAGGAGACAGACACACAGCGUGGGCUUUGCCUGCUUUCAUUGGUGAAGAGGCCUGGGUGAGUUGUAAAAGAAAAUAGUAACUUUUUGAAUAGUCCCCAGAGGGGAAGAAGGCCACUGAAUGGAGUUGGCAGUGGUUGAUAUGAAGUAGUAUGAUGCUUCUCAUAUAGCUUGAAGGUUUACCGCCCGUUCAGAAACACUUACAGCUAAACAAGUGCUGUACAUAUUGUGGAAAAUGUUCUUUUUUCCUCCUCUGAAUUCUGGCAGUUUCCUUAACUUCCAAGUUGUAUUACUUGUUGUGCCAGUCAGCUUAGAGAUGGAAGGCUGUUGAAUGCCUAGCAGCUGGCACUGUGAGAUAGAAAAUUUAUGACCAGGACUUUUCUUGAUGAAGAAGGGAGAGAGUGGCUAGAUUAACCAUCUAAUUUAGCUCCAAGUGGUGGUUUGAAUUGGAACUAAUGUGAGGCUUAUUUUAUAAUUUUGUGAUUUGAGGUAGAACUCCAUUUCACUUCAUAACCUGAAAUGGAAAAGGUCAGAAUACUGUGUUGAUAGCAUCAUAAGUAGUUUUCUAGUAUUGCAAAAGUACAAGUUUGUACAGAAAGUAUUCAUUGACUUUUGUAGAGAUUACUCAAUUGCAGCUACAGACAGUCUAGUUGUUGGACUUUAUUUUACAGUUGUACUGUUGAAGAUUAUUUAAGGAUCAAGGGACAGAGCAUUGGGACCUCCCAGAAAUUAAACAUACUUGCUUAUUUUUCAACUCCUAGAGUUUAAGAAGAAAUUUAAAGGAAAAUAAUUAAACCUUUGGUGUAGUGGUUGUAAGUAAUAUUUAAUUGGUGCAGAACUGUUCAUCACUUGAUUAUGGGAAGUUUUAGAGAAAGCAUAGUUGGCUUAUUUUUGUUAAAUAAGGAUAUAUUGUAAGGGAGUAUCACUGAAGAACAUGUAAAUGUUAUUGACAGCAUUUAAGUAAUGAUUUAGAAGCCAUAUAAAAAAUUUUCCCAAAAAUUUUGCCUGGGAAAGAGCUUUCCUAAAGGAAUUUGAAAAUUGAAUUAUAAAGGAAAAAAUGUAUGUAAAUUACUUGAUUAAAAACAAAAUUUCUGUAAGACUGAAAACAUGAUGAAGCUAGUUAAGCAAUGAACUGGGGCAAAUAUUUGCAACUUGUUUGACCCAAGUGUGGCAGAGAACUCCUAAAAAUUGUGGAAAAAGAUGAAUAACCUGGCAAAAAAUGGGCAACAGACAUCACAAAGAAAUGCAAAUCAUUAAAUGUGUUCAUCUUUACUAAAAGAGACCCAAAUAAAAAUGACAUGCCAUUUUCAUCUGCCACAUUGGUGCAUACUUAAGGGUAGACAGUACCCAGAAUUGGUUGAGGAAGUGGGAAGAUGAGAUGCUGCAUUCCCUGAUGCUUGGUGCAGUAUUUUUGGGUCAAUUCUAGGAAUUUAUCCUAUAGAUACAUGGAUAUUAGUGUACAAAGAUGUUCAGUACAGUGAGCAGUGCUCAUUUAAGUAUGGUUUGCAAUACUGAAAAGCUGGAAUCGAUCUAAAUUUCCAUUGGAAGGGGGCUGGUUAUGAAUACUCAGUGGAAUACUAGGCAAUCAUGAAAAAAUGGAAAUGGGUUUUUAUAUACUGGCAAGAAGAGGUGACCAGCAUAUUUCAUUUAAAAACAAGUCAACUGUUUAUAUAGUAUACUGCAAUUUCUGUUUAAAACAAAAAAAAAGAUAGUCUUGCAUAUAUGUGUAUAAACAUACCUUGAAAGGCUACCCAAAGUCAUUGAAAAGUGACUAUUGCUGGAGAAGGGCAUUCAGAUGAUGGGGAAGGUUUUGGGGGAAAUUUUACAUUUCACUUUAUUGUCUUAAUGGUUGAAUUUUUCUUAAAACUAGAAGCAUAUAUUUUUGUAAUAAAAAUAUUAGAAAAUAUCCUUUUUUUUUUUUUACAAAAAUGUGUUUUUAACAUUUAUUUAUUUUUUAUUUUUACAGCUGAACCUAUGCAUAUUGAGGUUCCUGCACUAGGGGCCAGAUUGGAGCUACACCUCCUGCUUAUGCCUCAGCCACAGCCUCACAGGGUCUGAGCUGCGUCUGCAAACUACCCUGCAGCUUUUGGCAAUGCCAGAUCCUUAACCCACUGAGUAAGGCCAGGGAUUGAACCUACAUCCUCACUGGCACUAUCUUGGGUUCUCAACCCACUGAAUGGGGCCAGGGAUUGAACCUACCUCUUCGACAACACUAUCUUGGGUUCUUAACCCACUGAGCCACAGCUGGAACUCCCUAUUUUUAUUUUAAAUGUGUUUUAUUUUUAAAAUUAUUAUUAUUAUUUUUUGGUCUUUUUUUUUUUUAGGGCCGACCCUGGGGCAUAUGGAAGUUCCCAGGCUAGGGAUAGAAUCCAAGCCACAUCUGUGACCUAUGGCACAGCUGCAGCGACAUGGGAUCUUUAACCCACUGCGUUAGACCGGGGAUCAAACUGGCAGUGCCACAGAGACAAGCUGGAUCAUUAACCAGCUGUGCCACAGCAGGAACUCAAUCCUUUUGUUUUUAAGUAAUGCAUAUUUUUUGUUUUCGGCUUUGUGUGUCUCUGUUCCCCCUUUGUGAAGAUCUGGCAUGCCCUCACAUUUUUUUGUUUUGAAACACCGUUUCCUUAUUUGUGACUAAAUAAUCAUUUAAAGAAAUGUCUAAACAAAAAUUAGAAACUAGGGUCUUUUGUAGGAGAAUGUGGGAACUAAGUUUUAAAAGGAGCUGCUUUUUGUGGGGGGGAGCUGAUUACUUUUGGGAGAGAGGUUCUGUUAAUACUUUGAUAAACAUUCCCUUGGUCUUUUAAGAUUCAUAACCUAAAAUUCAUGAUUUAGAAUUAGCAAGGCAAUAAAAGGUGAUCAUUAUUAGAUUUAAGAUGGUUAAAAUUUUUUUUUUUUUUUUUUGUCUUUUUUGUUGUUGUUGUUGUUGUUGCUAUUUCUUGGGCCGCUCCCGUGGCAUAUGGAGGUUCCCAGGCUAGGGGUCCAAUCGGAGCUGUAGCCACCGGCCUACGCCAGAGCCGCAGCAACGCGGGAUCCGAGCCGCGUCUGCAACCUACACCACAGCUCACGGCAACGCCGGAUGGUUAACCCACUGAGCAAGGGCAGGGACCAAACCCGCAACCUCAUGGUUCCUAGUCGGAUUCGUUAACCACUGCGCCAUGACGGGAACUCCUAAGAUGGUUAAAAUUUUAAUCAGCUAAUUUACUUUGGGCUAACUUGCUGGCCUUUGAUUAUUUUGAUUUUCUUUACAGAGCAGAGAUUAUUAUAGAAAGAUGUGAUUCUAAGAGCACUUUUAGAGUUGGGUGUUUUGUUUAUUGAUGAUAGUACAGUUCAUUGAAUGUAUUUUCAUAUUAAAGUAAUGAUCUAAAAUAAAUUUGAAAUAGAUCCUAUACUUUUUCUGCCUUUCGGUUAAUGAAAAAUUACACAAAAGAAAUUUUGAAACUAGUUGCAUGUAUAUUUUUUAUUUUUCUGUGAGUUGAGAUAUUUGAGUUGCUUAUAAUUGAUUUUUGAAAGUAUUUGAGUAUCUCAGAUAUGCUCAGCAUUGUUGUGAGGGAGUUUAAAUUUUCAAUUUUAGGUGAAGAAAUCUUGGAAUUUGUUAUGAUAAUAGCUUAGUUCUCUGAUGGUUAGUGUUGGUCCAGUGAAGAAAUCUAAAGUGUUCAGGAGAUAAUACUUUCCAUAGCCAAAAGAUUUUAGCAAUACUGGAAGGUGGAAUGACAGAUUUGAAUUAAGCAAACAUUUAUAUUCUUGCUUUAGUCUUUAACUUCUUGCCUCACACCUGUAUUUUGAGUACAUCCUGGGAUUGAGGAUAAAAAGGCUUACCCCCAUUAUUUUAUUUCAACUGUGCAUUAAAUUUCAGCCUUUCUGCAGAUCCAAGACUCAGAUACCUUUCCUUUUCAUAAUAAUCAGGGAGUUCCCAUCAUGGCUGAACAGAAACAAAUCUGACUAGUAUCCAUGAAGAUGCAGGUUCAAUCCCUGGUCUUGCUUAGUGGGUUAAGGAUCUGGCAUUGCCAUGAGCUGUGGUGUAGGUCGUAGACAUGGCUUGGAUCUGGAGUUGCUGUGGCUGUGGUGUAGGCUGGCAACUGCAGCUCCAAUUCCACCCCUAGCCUGGGAACCUCCAUAUGUUGCAGUGUGGCCCUAAAAAGACCAAAAAAAAAAAAAAAAAGCACAAUGCUCUGGAAUGUGUCCUUUAAUAGACAGAUUAUUGCAUCUUGAGGUCAGUAUUGUUUUAAGUAUGUCCUGGACAAUUUUAAAGAUGUUUAUCCCUGACUUCUUUUCUUUUCACAAUGGGUAAUCAUUUGCUAUCGAUUCCAACUCUGAAUGCUUCACUUGGAAAGAUGCAGGUCAACAUGUCUUGUCUUGUAUUUUUUUUUAGCAUGUCUUCUCUACUUAGACUCGUAUUAAGUUUUCUUAAGAAUGUGUGAUUUCAGGGAGUUCCCGUCGUGGCGCAGUGGUUAACGAAUCCGACUAGGAACCAUGAGGUUGCGGGUUCGGUCCCUGCCCUUGCUCAGUAGGUUAACGAUCCGGCGUUGCCGUGAGCUGUGGUGUAGGUUGCAGAUGCGGCUCGGAUCCCGCGUUGCUGUGGCUCUGGUGUAGGCCAGCGGCUAUAGCUGCGAUUCGACCCCUAGCCUGGGAACCUCCAUAUGCCACAGGAGCGGCCCGAGAAAUGGCAAAAAGACAAAAAG